AAGGUCAGUGAGCAAAUCCUGUGCUAAAAAUAGAUGCCAGUUUCAAAGUUGGUAAGAUUUCCUUUGUCGUCCCUGUCACUCUCUGAAGAUCCAUGCUACCUACAGCUCCUGGAUAAGCUCCCAGGGCUUUGGUUCUGUCCAUUCCCCCACCCAUCGAACACAGACUCUUGAGACCAGAUGUCUUCGACUGCCCUGAAAUCUGGGAAGAUAAGUGCUUACGCAGCAGUUAAAGUAGACCCAGAUGGGGAUUACUGUACCCCUGGAGCAUUUGACCUGGAGAGGCUCUUCUGGAAAGGCAGCCCAAAGUAUACACAUGUCAAUGAAGUUUGGCCUAACCUCUACAUAGGAGAUGAGAAAACUGCACUUGACCGUUACAGCCUUGAGAAAGCUGGCUUCACCCACAUCCUCAAUGCAGCCCACGGCCGGUGGAAUGUGGACACGGGGCCAGAAUACUACAGCGACAUGGACAUCGAGUACCACGGCGUGGAAGCAGAUGAUCUCCCUACCUUCAACCUUAGCCAGUUCUUUUACUCUGCUGCAGCGUUCAUUGAUAAAGCACUCCAGAAUGAGACAAGCAAGAUUUUGGUACACUGUGCAAUGGGUCGCAGCCGCUCAGCUGCCUUGGUCCUCGCCUAUCUGAUGAUUUACAAGAACAUGACAGUGGUUGAUGCCAUAGAUCAAGUGCUCAGACACAGGUGUAUUCUUCCAAAUCGUGGCUUCUUGAAACAGCUAAGAGAACUGGAUAUAAAACUAGCCCUGGAAAGGAGCAACACCACCAAUGGGAUCAACUCCUCUGCAAAACAGGGGACCAGCACUGAGACGGAGAUCUAGCUUUCCCUAUACAGUAUGUGCCAAAAAAAACCUCCAAGUUUCUAAGAAAGGAUGUGAAAGUUUUAAACAAUGAGGUCAAGAGAGUCAUUUGUUACCAAGUCAGGGCAGGGGCAGGGAAAGGGUAUGGAAUCAAUCAUAUUUGAGGUGCCUUAAGGAUAUUUUUACCAUGAAAAUGCAGAGGCAGAGAAAAAUGAAGGACAGCAAGACAGCCUUAAUAGGAAAUUUGAAACACAUGAGGGAGAUGGCUCUUAAAAUGCUGCUCUGCAGAGUUCCGUUUUAUAGUGGAGCAGUUGGUAAUGAAUUCUUAUGAUUGUGUUCUGGCUGAGCACUCUAACGCCCCAAAAGUCCACAUUCUGAGCAUAAAAACAAAAGGACUGGGAUCUACAGACUUCACUGCUGGAAACUGAAUAGCCACUUACCUUAUUGCUGUCAAUUUGGAAGCAAUACAAUUGCUUUGCUUACAGCUAAUGCUGCACGUCUAUGCAUUUUCUUCUAUCUCCAUGCCAAUACAUGUUGGUGAGGCUGAGUGCCUCUUCUAGAUGAAUUUAACUAGGUCAUCUGUCGGCUAGAUUUCUUUCUAAUUUCACCCUCAGUAGUAGUAUAUGGGGCUAUUUUGUAUUUGCACAGAUUAAAAUAAACAGGUGCAAAUGGGCAGUGAUCGCUUUCCUUCCCUCUCGGGAAAUACAACUUUAAAAAGCUUAUUAUCAUACUUGUACCCAUGACAAACUUGGUACCAUAACAGUUAUAGGUUAUUAAGAAGUAUUCUCUGCUGAAAUUUAAGGAAUAUAAUUGGCUAUAGCUGAGUUGGCUGCCAUUAGCUAUUAUAGCACUCAUUUAAAAGAAA
Sceloporus undulatus (fence lizard) is the source of this 1675-nucleotide messenger RNA. RefSeq names its product dual specificity phosphatase 29. Gene Ontology annotation, molecular function: protein tyrosine/serine/threonine phosphatase activity; MAP kinase phosphatase activity. Gene Ontology annotation, cellular component: cytoplasm. Gene Ontology annotation, biological process: negative regulation of MAPK cascade; protein dephosphorylation. The record is from RefSeq and is a predicted model, not a curated record. The transcript is spliced from 4 exons. The coding region runs from base 178 to 831 and encodes 217 amino acids. NCBI's taxonomy places the organism in Eukaryota, Metazoa, Chordata, Lepidosauria, Squamata, Phrynosomatidae.